This is a messenger RNA of Danio aesculapii, 2249 nucleotides long. RefSeq names its product SPARC related modular calcium binding 2 (gene smoc2). The coding region runs from base 395 to 1717 and encodes 440 amino acids. The transcript is spliced from 13 exons. Gene Ontology annotation, molecular function: protein binding; heparin binding; calcium ion binding. NCBI's taxonomy places the organism in Eukaryota, Metazoa, Chordata, Actinopteri, Cypriniformes, Danionidae. Gene Ontology annotation, biological process: extracellular matrix organization. Gene Ontology annotation, cellular component: basement membrane. The record is from RefSeq and is a predicted model, not a curated record.
UUGAGAAGAAAGAACAGAGGGAGGGAGGCAAAAGUUUUUUUUUUCUCCCUCAGCUACCAGCAUCUGCAAGAGAUUCCAACCAAACUCACCUCCCGACUACAGCACGGGCAUCCGAUAAACACACACACAGAAGACACACACACGCCGAGUGAAAGAGAGAGAGAGAGAGAGUCAGUAUUGAGCACAGGAGAGGGUCAAGAAAAGACAGUCAAACCGAGAGCUUCACUUCAUUACGCGCAGAGAAAACAUUCAGAACACAGUCCGCGACAGCACAACUGAGAGCACCGCGAGAUCUGUAAACGGACAGGAUUUAAGGAAUUAAGCCUCACUUUGGAGAUCUGCUCGCCUCCUGGGAGUAUUUUGGUGGAUUUUCUGCGUCUGGAGGGCUGUGAGGAUGCGCUUCUCGGUGCUGCUGCUGCUCUGCGCUCUUUACGCAGGAAACGCGCACAAACUCUCCGCGCUCACGUUUCUGCGUGUGGAGCAGGAUAAAGAAUGCAACACAGACUGUUCUGGAGCUCCUCGAAAGCCUCUGUGCGCAUCAGACGGACGGACCUUCAGUUCCCGCUGCGAGUUUCUUCGUGCAAAGUGCCGUGACCCUCAGCUGGCGGUCAGUCGAGGGCAAUGCAAAGAUACGCCCAAGUGUGUUGCAGAGAAGAAAUACACAGAGCAGCAAGCCAAGAAACUCUUCCCACAGGUUUUUGUGCCUGUCUGCAAUCCCGAUGGAACCUACAGUGAGGUUCAGUGUCACAGCUACACCGGUUACUGCUGGUGUGUGAUGCCCAAUGGCAGACCAAUCAGUGGCUCUGCAGUAGCCAAUAAGAAACCCCAGUGCCAAGGGUCUAAGAACAGUAAAGUAAAUCCAAAGGAACCAGGAAAAUCAGUUUCCUUGCAAAUCUUCUCCAUUCUAAACGCAGAUCCGUCGACGGUUUUAGUAGUGGAGUCCCAGCCGUCGAUGGACGAGGAAGACAUCAUCUCUCAGUAUCCUACACUCUGGUCAGAGCAGGUCCGCAGUCGACAAAACAGGACCAGAACACAAUCGACCUCGUGUGAUCAGGAGCAGCUGUCGGCACAGGAAGAAGCAAGACAACAUAAAAACGAAGCGGUUUUUGUGCCUGACUGCGCCAGCGGUGGCCUUUAUAAACCCGUCCAGUGCCAUCCUUCCACUGGGUACUGCUGGUGUGUCCUAGUGGACACUGGGCGGCCCAUACCCGGCACAUCCACAAGACAUGAACAACCAAAAUGUGAUGGAAACGCCAGAGCCCACCCAAACAAACCCAAGGACCAUUACAGGAGCAGACACCUGCAGGGAUGUCCAGGAGAGAAGAAAACUGAAUUUCUGACCAGUGUGUUGGACGCAUUAUCCACAGACAUGGUGCAUGCAGUAACCGACCCGGCUGCUGGCGGCAGGAUGUUGGAGCCAGACCCCAGCCACACACUGGAAGAGCGAGUUGUUCACUGGUAUUUCAGCCAGCUUGACAAGAAUUCCAGCGGCGAUAUCGGAAAGAAAGAAAUCAAACCGUUCAAGCGUUUACUCCGCAAGAAAUCUAAGCCCAAGAAGUGCGUGAAGAAGUUUGUGGAGUACUGCGACAUCAGCAAUGAUAAAGCCCUGUCUCUGCAGGAACUGAUGGGCUGUCUGGGUGUCACUAAGGAAGAGGGGGCAAAAACAGGUGAAGGCACAACAUCUAGUAAACUGAACCUGUCAAAGAAACAAGGCUAAAGUGGGUGCUACGAUUGUUCCCACUCCUGUCCCGCAGAUACGACCCCACCAAAACGACGACGGAAACCAUAGUCUUUGCACUUUGUACUUUAAAAACAAUGUAAAUUCACUUUUGUAGAAAAGUAAGGUAUUUAAACAGACUGCUGAAUAUGUGAAUGAUGUAGUUAGCAUUUGUAUGUCUUUACAACAACAUCAAAAAGAAUAAUAAUAAUAAUUUAACACAUACAAUGUAUGUGUCCUUUUGUGAGUCUAAAAUAAGUAUACUUUUCUAAGUUGUACAAGUUGUAUUACAUGUUGCAUUUGUCAAGGCCAUCUUUUUUUGUUAAGUAUUUUUUAUUUGUCUUUUCUUCUGCUAAUUUCUGGAUAGUUUGUAAUGCAUCUAAACCUCGACUUUUGUUAGUUUUUAUACCAACUACUGCCUGUGCUUGGAAUUAUUACAGAUUAUAGUCCUGUACCACACAUGGAAUGGGAAACAGAUAAUUUUGUUGAAAGUUCUUCAUGAUGAUUAGAAAUAAAGAAGUCUUUUAUAAUA